AUGGAGGCGGUUGUAUCGGGUGACGCGAGCGAGGAGGCGCGCGCCGAACGUAAACGCAGACAGCGGCAGGCGCAAGAGGAGUUCCGGCAACGUCAGUUAUUGAAACAGAAGGCGGGGCUCGAUGAAAAGCAGGAGCUGCACAAAACUGGCAACAGUUUUGACAAGUUGCUGAUGGAGAUACCCACUCAGGACAUAGUGAUCGAGGAGACGGGAGCGACGGCAGGCGAGCAGACCACCGCUAAAAGGAGUUCCCCUUUACCUGAAGGGAACGCGGUCAAGAGGCGAGCCAGCUUCAUCAACAGGCUGGAUAUAGUGGAGACUGACUGAACAUUACCGUGCAACGUCACGGUUUCACUCAACCGUUAAUAGAUGUCGCUAGUGUUUUAAUCUGAUGAUUUUUCUUUAUUAAUGUCUUGCUUUUUGCAACUUCGUCCUCUUGUCACCCGCAUAUGAUGUAGCUUGGUGAAAGAAAUUUUAAAUCUGACCAGUAGUUUCAGAGCCUAUUCAAUGCAAAUAAUUAUUUUGUUUAUAAGUGUAGAUUAAAUGCAUAUCUAUUAGUCGACACAUGCCAAUUUUUUAUCGCUAUGUGCUGCAUUUGAAUUAUUUUACAUUUUAAAAUGCCUUUACGUCAUACGUGUCCUUUGA
This is a messenger RNA of Diatraea saccharalis (sugarcane borer), 645 nucleotides long. The record is from the annotation of a GenBank genome assembly. NCBI's taxonomy places the organism in Eukaryota, Metazoa, Arthropoda, Insecta, Lepidoptera, Crambidae.